This is a messenger RNA of Iphiclides podalirius (scarce swallowtail), 294 nucleotides long. Lineage: Eukaryota; Metazoa; Arthropoda; Insecta; Lepidoptera; Papilionidae. The record is from the annotation of a GenBank genome assembly.
AUGCCGUUACUGGCCGAAGCCCCACCGAGAUCCAUUAAGAGUGUCCGCAGGCUAUGCUUUAUCAAUCCGCUGGGGAGCGAGGCACGGAGCCGCCGCCUCGUAAAAGCCCCGGCUCGCAGAUGUUUACGCUCCCUUAGUGCAAAAAAGGCUUUUAUCAUUAAAAUGACACCCGUCUCGGGCCGUCGCGUCGUCGGCACGUACGACCUUGCCCCAUCGACGUUGCCGAUACGAGCCACGGUCGGAACGAGGCGCGCGUGGGGAGCCCGUUUCACAAUCGAACCUUGUCCAACAUAC